CAAAAGUAUUAUAUUAGGCUAUACUCUGUACCCAAUAGGAUCAAGGCUGAAUCACCUGUUCAUUUCUGUGUAUUGGUUACUUUUAAAAAUUAAAAAUCCAGGCUAAGGAUAAUAAUUACGAAAAGGUAGUAAUUAUUAAAUACCAACAUUCGGCUAUCCCUACUAAAAUUUACUUAUCUUGCAUCAUAUUGUACAAUGGUUUGUUGUUUUAAUGAUGGUAAAGCCUAACCUUACAAAUAUUUAGUCUAUUACUUUGAUUUGUAACUCUUUUCUCAUAAUUACUUGUUAUUAGAAAUUACAAACAAUUAUUAAAAUUAAGGGUGUUAGGGAGAGGAUAUCCUGAAUUCUGGUCAUACAUUGCUAAAAAUAACCCUUUACAAAAUGAAGAAGAUGAAGCCAGUUGUUCCAAAACCAAAAAGUAGACGCAAGAGCAAGUCAGAGGAGAGUUUAAACCAAUGCUUGAAUAGAAUACCUCAGAGAAAAGCUUCAACACCAACACAUGAUCGAAGCACGUUGUCCAACUCUCCGGAUAUUUCCAGCAUUAUGAUAAAUGAAAAUAGAUUAGAAACUUCAAGAAAGCAAGUGAUGAAAUCCAAUAAACAAUUGAAUUCAAGUCUUCCCAGGAAAACAGCUGUUUCAGAAGGAAUAAAUCUUGAGCAAGAACUGGAUUUUGAAUACACCCGCUAUAUACAAACGAUUUUCAGAAAGAAAUUGGAAGAAAAGAAAAAUGCUGAAAUUGAUACUGAACUAAUAAAAUUGCAAAAUAGAAUUGAAGAAAAUCAAAGAAUACUUCGUAACACUACGUCUCGGCUCAAGAACAUAAAUUUCAACAAAGAAGUUGAUUUUCUGCACAGCCUGCAUAGUCCUAAUUUCGCCAAAGUACUAGAGACAGUGAACGAGGGCAACUGUGAGGAGCGGCUGACUGUUCUCAACCAGAAACUGGAGCAGGCACGCCAUCGGCUAAGAGUAAACAAGAUGGAAGUGCCACCCACAGCGACACUGGCAGAAUUAGUCUCUGAUACUGUAGAGGCGUUGGGGAAAUUGAAAACAAAUCAAGAUGUCGAAACAAUGAAAACGCUGACAGAGCUCAGCAAAGUGAAGAAAUCAACCGCUAAUGCCAUUCUUAAAACUGUAAAUAGUCUUCCUGUGUCUGAAGACCUUCUAUUAACAAAAACUACAUUGGAAAUCAGUGCUCAAGAUUUACUGGCCCAAAACUCACUGUCACUUGAUGUAGAGACUCAGCAGAGCCACAGUGAAAUCCAAGAGCAAACAAGAUCACUUGAUGUAGAGGCCCAAAAUAGUUAACAGGAAAUUCAAGUG
Molecule: messenger RNA, 1320 nt
Organism: Homalodisca vitripennis (glassy-winged sharpshooter)
Lineage: Eukaryota; Metazoa; Arthropoda; Insecta; Hemiptera; Cicadellidae
Exons: 9
Coding region: 382-1305 (307 amino acids)
Source: RefSeq, a predicted model, not a curated record